Messenger RNA from Cephus cinctus (wheat stem sawfly), 2462 nucleotides. RefSeq names its product ATP-dependent DNA helicase PIF1 (gene Pif1). Gene Ontology annotation, biological process: telomere maintenance; DNA repair. The coding region runs from base 406 to 2268 and encodes 620 amino acids. The record is from RefSeq and is a predicted model, not a curated record. The transcript has 3 exons. Lineage: Eukaryota; Metazoa; Arthropoda; Insecta; Hymenoptera; Cephidae. Gene Ontology annotation, molecular function: DNA helicase activity.
AUUAUUGCACAAUGGCAUACUUACACAUGUUCAUAUAAGUCUAAUUAAUCUCUACAUGUUAAAUCUGACGUAACGUGGUAUUUGCGCAGUUGAACAGUUACAAAAUAUGUAUUAACGCUCAAGAGGUGUAUCCAAAAAUGAAGAUUUUCAAUAUUUCUUUCUUUUUAAUGUGAAUGUUUAUGGAAGACUAAGUACGGAAGUUGAUUUGUUGAGAAACUCAGUAAAUCAGACUCCUCAUUGAUAAAAAUUAUUCGAAGUGGUAGUCAACCAAUCAGGUACCUGAAUUUGUCAAUCAAACUGUUUUUGAACCUCACCUGGCAAAUGGCCGGAAAAUGGUGUUUACCGGGAUAGUUUAAUCUGCAGGAUUUUAGCUUUGCUAGCGUUUCUUAAAGAGGUGUAGCAGAAAUGGAGACAGACGGUUCCUUAAUAUGCUCUGCAACCAUAGAAUGGCUCAAUACUUUGGGAGUACUUAUUAAAAAACGUACUUAUAAGACGGCAGUAUUGCGAUUAACUCGAAAUAAUUUUCGAGACAUGUUUGUGGAAGUUCGAGCUGACAAAGGAAAGGAAGUUACAAGACUCCAGCUGAAAGGAGUUCGUGUCUUAAACAGAUAUAUGUCUGAGGGAAAAUCUUCAAUUAUAUUUAACGAAGUCAAAUGCACUAUGCUAUUAUCCAAUGCACCUCCUGCGAAUCUGAUAAAUUUCAUGAAAAUAAUAUUUAUCAAGAUGACUGGCCAAACAGAGCAGUCAUUAAAAAAUCCUUUGAGAGAGAAACUUCUUUCAAAUAAAUCUCUUGGUGGUGUGCAAGAGAUAAGUCCUGCUACGAUAGCUGAGAUCGAUAAAGCCAAGGAAAAGGCCAGUUCUGUAUCUCGUGUUACUACUACUACACCUUCUCCAAGUAACUCCAGGAAGAGGAAACUUAUCAAUCAAAAUACACCAAGCAUUCCCAAGGCCAAAAAAUUAUAUGCAAAUCCAACUAUAAGAAACCUGACUGCAGAACAAAAUAAGGUUUUGGAAAUGGCUCUCAGUCAAAAGAAUAUAUUCUUUACUGGCAGUGCUGGUACAGGUAAAUCAUUUCUAUUGAAGAGGAUUAUAGCUGCACUACCACCAGAUACAACUAUAGCUACAGCUAGUACUGGAGUUGCAGCCUGUCACAUAGGAGGAAUUACGUUACACCAAUUUGCGGGGAUAGGACUUGGACAUGCUACCUUGGACAGAUGCUUCUCAAUGGCAUCACAAUCAGCCGCGGCUUCCACGUGGAGAAAAAUCAAGCACUUAGUUAUUGACGAAAUCUCCAUGGUCGAUGGAGAUUACUUCGACAAGAUUGAAGCAGUUGCUAGACAUGUAAGAAAGAAUGAUAGACCAUUUGGUGGAAUUCAGUUGAUCUUGUGUGGUGACUUUCUACAAUUGCCACCUGUUUCAAAACAAGAACAAAAAGCAAAGUUUUGCUUUGAGAGUGAAGCGUGGAAGAAGUGUGUGCAUUUUAGUUUUGAAUUACAACAAGUACAUCGACAGAAAGAUCCUGCCUUUGUAAAAAUAUUAAACAGCAUACGGAUUGGUAGAGUUACUGAAGAUAUUGCAAAUACUUUAAAAGCUACUUCAUUACAAAAGAUCGAAAACGAUGGAAUACUUGCUACAAGACUGUGUUCACAUAUCAAUGAAGCAAAUGCAAUAAACAAUUCGCAGCUGGCAUGUUUACCAGGAGAGUCUCAAAUAUUCAUGGCACAGGAUUCUGAUCCAAUGGUAAGCCAAACACUAGAUAAACAAUUGCCAGUUCCAGGAAGACUCGAAUUAAAAGUCGGCGCCCAAGUUAUGCUUCUAAAGAAUAUUAAUAUUGCGAACGGACUAGUUAACGGAGCACGAGGCGUUAUAGUUAAAUUCGUGGACGACGUGCCAUUAGUUCAUUUUCGUGCUGGUGAACAUUACUUGGCGAAAAUGGAAAAGUGGUCAAUAAAAUCAUCAGGUGGAUCUAUGUUUUUUCGAAAGCAAAUUCCUCUAAAACUAGCUUGGGCAUUUUCCAUCCAUAAAAGCCAGGGGCUAACAUUGGACUGCGUUGAAAUGAGUCUAGGAAGAGUUUUCGAUUCUGGUCAAGCCUACGUAGCUCUAUCGCGUGCACAAAGUUUGCAAUCUUUGCGCGUUCUAGAUUUUAACGUGAAUCAAGUCUGGGCUAACACUACUGUAUUAGAAUUUUACAAAAGGUUCAGAAGGAAUUUGCAACAGAUGGACAUGAUCCCAUUAGGUAGAAAGAUGAAAAGUGCUAAUAAAUUAUGAUAGAUUGAUUAUAGUAGACACAAGAAGCUCUAAUGACAGUUUUUCGGAUUUAUAUUGAAUGUAAAUUCUAUCUUUUUAUAGAUUAUUAGGUUUAAAAAUUAAACCGUUAGCUUACAAUAUCGAUCCACGCUCGUGGUAGGUCGAUUGGGCUAAAAAUGAUAAUCACGAGAUAAUAAAUAUUUUUUUUCACCGAU